AAACACCCCCCUCCUCCCGCAAUGCAUGCAGCGGGUUCUGUUUGCCUGUCUGCUGGAGAGCAGUAAUUGUCAGGCCAUAACAUGCUGUAGAUGCGACUGCCUCUGGGGACUGGUGCUCCGGGUUCCUGGCUGGCUGGGUGUUUAAAAUCUUGGCUGAACCAUUCCAUGAGCUGCAGCUGUGGACAUUCACCAGGAGUAAACAGGGCCAUGUGGGGAGGAAGACCGAGGACAGCUGUAAACACCAGUAACCAGGAGACCGUUCAGGACGGGCCGAGUGGGGGAAAUGGCAAUUAUUGGGCUAAACACCUAGGGACAAGACCUCCCACUCCAGGCUGGUGUCCUGGGGGCAGGAAUGAGCGGUUUGCUUUGAAUGGCUUUUACUACUUUGCACUCACUGUAUAGCAUGACUUUCCAUGGAGUGUCUGUGCUUCACCAUCACUAAUUCAUUAGCCCUAAUGACCCCUCUGCAAGGCCGAGGAGGGGGUGGCUAGGAUGGGGCUCCCGACCCUAGCUGUGGCCACCCUGCUGGGGCUGGUGGUGGCCAUGCUGGCAGAAGUAGCCGACAACAAGACCCGGCUCUGCCAGCCGGCUCCGCUGUGGGAGAUCAACGGGACGGCCCCGAUGGCAGGGGCGCUGGGGCAGGUGACCGUGGUGGCCCUGCUGAAGGCCAGCUGACAGUUCUGCCUGAAGCAAGCCAACAGUCUCGGGGGCUUGCGUGAGAAGCUGUCCCAGGACGGGCUGGCCAACAUCAGCUACAUGAUUGUGAACGAGAAGGCGCCGCUCUCCAGGGCCAUGUUCUGGGAGCUGAAGCGCCAGGCCCCAGAGGGGGUCCCCGUUUACCAGCAGGAGAUCUUGGAGCCGGACGUCUGGCAGAUCCUGGACGGGGACAAGGACGACUUCUUCAUCUAUGACCGGUGUGGCCGGCUGGCUUUCCACAUCCCGUUACCCUACAGCUUCCUGCACUUCCGCUACGUGGAGUCGGCCGUGCGCUUCACCUACGCCAAGGACUUCUGUGGCAACUGCUCCCUCUACUCCAACAGCACCCGGGAGGCAAACGGCACAGCAGAGGGACCCAAGAGUCUCACGCAGCCUCCUGAGCUGGAAGAGAAGGAACAGGAGCUGUCCCCCCACGAGAGCAAAGCCCACCGCCCUCACCACCACAGAGCCGGCAGCAACAGCGAUCCCCAGGCCUCCUCCCCCACCCAUAGCCACCACCAAGACCACCACCGGGGGCAACAGCCAGAGGUGCCAGCGCACAAGGAGGAGGAAGGGGAAGUGGCAUAAAGAGGCUGCCCCGGGGGGCUCACUGGGGUGACCCCCGUGCUGUGGAAAUGCCACAAGCUCACCGCAUGGCAGGAUGGCCGGGUUCAUUCACCAGUGUGGGACUUGGUCUCCCAGGCGCCUCCCACGCACAGAUACCCCAGCCUGCACAGCACUCCCCGGUGGUGGUGAAUGGCAUAGCGCUGCCCAAAUGAAACCUCGAACGCAGCACAAGCCCCUUUGGCACCAGAUACGGCCCCACUAGGCCCCCCACCCCUGAGGCCCAUCCGCUCCUUUCCGUGUCCUUCCCUCUGCAUCGCAGCGGCUCGCGGGGAAUAUCCCGCCCCCAACACAUGGAGGCACCGCAGUCUCCCACCUUGGGGCCGAUUCUGACCCCUUCCUCCACAGAUCCAGCUUGUCUGCGCUCAAUGAAGCCCGUGGUGCAAACCGGGCUACCCCGGUCACCACAGGCCGACGCUGCGCAGAAAAGCAUGUCAGGGGAGGGAGUCAGAACCGUCCUCUACAAGGGGGCCAGGGGCUGCGGGCAAAGUGCUGAGGGUGGUAGGGCUCUGGUCCUGUAACCCCGAGCCCCAGUCCCAUCCCCGCACCUGGAUGCUGCUGCCCACACUGCUCCUGGGAAGGCAGCCGCUGGGGGACGGCAUGGGGCCGGGGGAAGGUUUGCUGUGACAUGGUGAAUGGGGCAGGAGGGUGGGACGGGGCAGUGGGCCGUACCCACCAGCCCUCCCUGCUCCUCCCCCUACUCUGCCCCUUCCCAAAACUCUCCCAGUCCCAUACAUCUGCUGUCCCUAUUUUUCUCCCCACAAGUCCCAGCCCUCCAGCUUUGGCCCUUGCCUCUCACAAAGUCAUCAGCCAGGGUGGCAUCCAGGGGCUGCUACAUGGGGGCAAUUCGGGGUCCCAGACAGCUCAGCUCCCCGAACCAGGGGAGCCGACCCACAGGCCCCAAUGGGUGGGGGCGAGGGGGUGUGAUGGGGCACCUGGGGAUGGGGGAAAGAGCUGUCGCGCAGAACAUCCGUGCAAAUAAACCUAUCUGGCGUGAA
This is a messenger RNA of Dermochelys coriacea (leatherback sea turtle), 2318 nucleotides long. Its product is annotated as selenoprotein Pb-like. The transcript has 5 exons. The record is from RefSeq and is a predicted model, not a curated record. Gene Ontology annotation, cellular component: extracellular region. Gene Ontology annotation, biological process: selenium compound metabolic process. NCBI's taxonomy places the organism in Eukaryota, Metazoa, Chordata, Testudines, Dermochelyidae. Gene Ontology annotation, molecular function: selenium binding.